Messenger RNA from Geosmithia morbida, 2808 nucleotides. RefSeq lists its product as uncharacterized. The record is from RefSeq and is a predicted model, not a curated record. Lineage: Eukaryota; Fungi; Ascomycota; Sordariomycetes; Hypocreales; Bionectriaceae. The transcript is spliced from 3 exons. The coding region runs from base 1 to 2808 and encodes 935 amino acids.
AUGUCAGCCAAGCUGGGAGAGGAAGGCAUCGAGAAGCUCUUCUCCGGAGCGCCGCAAUUCUUCUGUCGGACCGAGAAGCACUACGCGGGAGCCCCUCAUCCGGUGGUGGCCUUCCCGUACGACGAGGAGCUCGAGAUCCGCGACCUGGCCGACCAUGUGCAGAUAGAGGACAAGGCCUGGAGCGGUGUGACGGCGCGACCUCACCUCACCCGGGACCUGAACCACGACCCCGCAGCCGUGGCGCAGCGGCGGCUGUCGGCCAAGGCGCACUUCCACGUGCGGUGCAACGAGAGGCCCAACAUGCUCAGCAUGCAGGGGCUGGAGAAGGGCACGGUGGGCUACCAGGCCGCCCUGGAGCUCCCGGCCGGCGACUCGCUCGAGGAGGAGCAGUUCGGCUUCGAGAGCGUCGGCACCAAGGGCAGGGUCAUCGUGGAGGCGCGGGAGCGCAUCAUGUCGACCUUCGGCUGGCUCCGGCGCAUAUCCGAGAACGAGAUACUCGACCGGCUCAAGGUCAACGGCGUGGCGUACCGCAGCAACGACCUGCGGCGGCGGCCGUCGUCGGAGUCGUACAGGGACCUCUUCCACAUCGGCAUCCCCGGCGGCGGGCGGGCCGGCUUCAUGCGGCCGGCCGAGACCGUCAUCGACAGGACCGACCACCACAGCCUCGUCAACCAGAUCAACGCGCUGGUGCGCUGCCUGGCCACGCCCAACGUGUGGAUCGACCUCUCGCGCAUCGAGUGGCGCAUCCGGCUGGGCCAGGUCCUCUGGGGCCAGGACGGCGGCGACGACCUCGAGGACCCGACGGGCGUGCACGACGCGCCCGACGCCGCCCAGAGGGCCGAGGAGAAGUACUGGCUGCUCAUGCAGAUCCUCGUCUCCACCGAGCUGCUCAUCCGCCUCGACGCCGUCACCGAGGGCGAGCAGAACGGCACCGAGUCCUACCGCCCCAACGACAGCCUGUACUUUGAGCGCCAGGCGACCGAGUCGCUCAAGUGGUCCCUCCUGCUCGCCCGCAGCUGGCUGGAGAACAUCGAGGUCGUCGAGCACGACGAGUACCACCGCGACGUCGACAGGCAGCAGGCCGCCGCCCCCGGCGCCCCCCAGCCCGGCUGGCUGGCCUCCGUCGUCGGCAAGCUGUCGUCCACCCUGCGCCACGCCCCGCACCACUACCUCAUCCGCGGCCGCAACGGCCAGCGCCAGGUCGACGGCCUCAUGCACUUCGCCCGCAAGAUCCAGUGGCCCGGCAUCGACGACUACGAAUCCCACAUCUCCCGGAGCGUCAAGACCAACAUGAAGACCGUCGCCAACCCGGAGUCCGGCCAGCCCAGCCUCACGGUGCCGGGCACGACGACGACGGCGGCGGCGGCGGCGGCAGCGGCCGGAGCGAGGGAGGCGGGGAGAGCACCGUCCCCGAACCUGUCGGAGCCCUCCUACUUUGGCGCCUGGGACGUGACCGGCCACCGGGGCCACCCGCACCCCCACCGCGCACCGUACCCGCAGUACCAGAAAAUCCAGGCCCCCCGGCGCAAGGUCGCCGCCGCCCUCCACCCGUCCGGCUGGCUGUCCAAGACGUACAUCUUCGCCCUGAUGCUCCCCGGAGAGGCGCUCUCGCACUUCCUCAUGGCCACGCUGCUCGAGAACGACGCCGAGGCCCUGGGCCGGCUGGGUCCGUUCGCCAACCUGUGCGACGGCUUCCUGUACCACGGCAAGACGUUCUGGAGCACAGCCUGCAUAGUCGGGCGCGUGCUCGCUGCCGGGCAGGGUGCUGCCGAGUGCAUGGGGUGGAUCUCGACGAGCGUGCUGCCCAAGGGGAUCGAGAGCGACAGGUGGCUGAACAUCGAGGUGGAGGACGUGGCCGACGACCUCACCAGGCUUGGCAAGAAGGCACGUAUCUGGGGCAAGAGGCGACUCGAGCGAGACUCGUCCAUCGUCGGCGACAGCACCGAGAUGUCGGCCGAGCCGGGAGACUUCACCAUGCCCCACGAGAACGUCUACCCCACCCCGCCGCCCAACGUAUCCGUCCAGCUCACGGCGCUCGAGCUGCUGAGCGCCGUGGAGACGAUCCACCCUUCGCCGCUCAGCCAGGUGGUCGGCACGCCGCGCACCGAGUCCGUCCAGCUGCCCGACGACGUGCCCGCCCACCCGGCCAGGAUGACCUUUAACGUCGUGACGGGGAACAGGACGGAAGAGGUCAGCCUGACGCUGACGUACGACAUCAGCUUCGUCACCGCGUACCCGUGCUCUCCCUCGCGACGCGUGCGCUUCGUCAAGGCCCCCGGCAGCCCGACCAUCCAGCAGAUUGACGUGUCCGGCUCCAACAAUCUCGGCAAAGGGUCACGAUCCGUGUUCCGAGCAGGCCACCCUCUUCACAAAUUCUACAACUACACAGUCAUGCACAUAUCCGAGCUCCUGGCCAAGCGCGACACGGCCCUGAUGGACCUCCUCCGCCCCAUCGAGAACCGCACGCCCAAGACGGUCGACAACCGCGUCCUGGUGGUUGACUGCAUCACCACGCCCGCCGACCUGCCGUUCGAGCUGAUGCCCACGUCACCCGUCACGGGAACGUUCGAGUUCGCCUCGACGUCCGGGUCGCACAGCCUCCACAAGCGCACCGGCAGCCUGCCCAACAAGAUGCAUCUCGAGUGCAGGAGGCGGCAGUUUGGUUCCGACAUGGAGAUGCUGGUGCGCGCAUUGUGCGCCCGCAAGGGGUGGAACGCCAUCAUAAGUAGGAGCAACAGGAGCUGUCUUGCCUGUGCCAUCAGAGAGGCUGGAGCUCUCGGAUGGAGGGUUGUCAUCAGGGUUGACUGA